CGGCGGAGUUGGCGGCGGGGCCGGCGCGCGGGAGCGGCGCGGCCGGGGCGCGGGGCGCGCAGAAUAAUCAUGGGCCAGACUGGCAAGAAAUCUGAGAAGGGACCAGUUUGUUGGCGGAAGCGUGUAAAAUCCGAGUAUAUGCGACUGCGGCAGCUCAAGAGGUUCAGGCGGGCUGAUGAAGUCAAGAGCAUGUUUAGCUCGAACCGCCAGAAAAUCGUGGAGAGGACGGAGAUCUUGAACCAGGAGUGGAAGCAGCGAAGGAUCCAGCCCGUGCACAUCCUGACUUCCGUGAGCUCAUUGCGCGGGACCAGGGAGUGCUCCGUGACGAGUGAGUUUGAUUUCCCGGCGCAGAUCAUCCCUCUGAAGACGCUGAACGCCGUCGCCUCGGUGCCCAUCAUGUAUUCCUGGUCCCCCCUGCAGCAGAAUUUUAUGGUCGAAGAUGAAACUGUUUUACAUAAUAUUCCUUACAUGGGGGAUGAAGUUUUAGACCAGGACGGAACUUUCAUUGAAGAACUAAUCAAAAAUUACGAUGGAAAAGUACACGGGGAUCGAGAAUGUGGGUUUAUAAACGAUGAGAUUUUCGUGGAGCUGGUGAACGCGCUCAGUCAGUACAAUGACGACGAUGAGGAGGAGGACGACGACGGAGACGAGCCCGAUGAAAGAGAGGACAAGCAGAAGGCGCUGGAGGAGAGCCGCGCGGAUAAAGAAAGCCGCCCCCCUCGGAAAUUUCCUUCGGAUAAAAUUUUUGAAGCCAUUUCCUCAAUGUUUCCAGAUAAAGGCACAGCAGAAGAACUCAAAGAAAAGUACAAGGAGCUCACAGAGCAGCAGCUGCCGGGGGCCCUGCCCCCCGAGUGCACCCCGAACAUCGAUGGGCCCAACGCCAGAUCCGUUCAGCGGGAGCAGAGCCUGCACUCGUUCCACACGCUUUUCUGUAGGCGCUGUUUUAAGUACGACUGCUUCCUGCAUCCCUUCCACGCCACGCCCAACACCUACAAGCGCAAGAACACGGAAACCGCGCUGGACAACAAGGCCUGUGGGCCCCAGUGCUACCAGCACCUGGAGGGAGCCAAGGAGUUCGCCGCGGCCCUCACUGCCGAGCGCAUCAAGACGCCGCCCAAGCGGCCCGGAGGCCGCCGGAGGGGACGGCUGCCCAACGCCAGCAGCCGGCCCAGCACGCCCACCAUCAGCGUGCUGGAGUCCAAGGACACCGACAGUGACCGGGAGGCGGGCGCCGAGACGGGCGGGGAGAGCAACGACAAGGAGGAGGAGGAGAAGAAGGACGAGACGUCCAGCUCGUCCGAGGCCAAUUCCCGCUGCCAGACGCCCAUCAAGAUGAAGCCCAACAUCGAGCCCCCCGAGAACGUGGAGUGGAGCGGGGCCGAGGCCUCCAUGUUCCGCGUGCUCAUCGGCACCUACUACGACAACUUCUGCGCCAUCGCCAGGCUGAUUGGGACCAAGACCUGUCGCCAGGUCUAUGAGUUUCGAGUCAAGGAGUCCAGCAUCAUCGCUCCCGCGCCCGCCGAGGACGUGGACACGCCUCCACGGAAGAAGAAGAGGAAACACCGGCUGUGGGCCGCUCACUGCAGGAAGAUCCAGCUGAAGAAGGAUGGUUCCUCCAACCACGUUUACAACUACCAGCCCUGCGACCACCCCCGGCAGCCCUGCGACAGCUCGUGCCCCUGCGUCAUCGCCCAGAACUUCUGCGAGAAGUUCUGCCAGUGCAGCUCCGAGUGCCAGAACCGCUUUCCCGGCUGCCGCUGCAAAGCCCAGUGCAACACCAAGCAGUGCCCCUGCUACCUGGCUGUCCGGGAGUGCGACCCCGACCUGUGCCUCACCUGCGGCGCCGCCGACCACUGGGACAGCAAGAAUGUGUCCUGCAAGAACUGCAGUAUCCAGCGUGGCUCCAAGAAGCAUCUAUUGCUGGCGCCCUCAGACGUGGCCGGCUGGGGCAUUUUCAUCAAAGAUCCUGUUCAGAAAAACGAAUUCAUCUCAGAAUACUGUGGAGAGAUUAUUUCUCAAGACGAAGCGGACCGAAGAGGGAAAGUCUAUGACAAGUACAUGUGCAGCUUUCUCUUCAACUUGAACAACGAUUUUGUGGUGGAUGCAACCCGCAAGGGGAACAAAAUCCGUUUUGCGAAUCAUUCAGUGAAUCCCAACUGCUAUGCAAAAGUCAUGAUGGUCAACGGCGACCACAGGAUUGGGAUCUUCGCCAAGAGAGCCAUCCAGACCGGCGAGGAGCUCUUCUUCGAUUACAGAUACAGCCAGGCAGACGCGCUCAAGUACGUGGGCAUCGAGAGAGAGAUGGAGAUGCCUUGACGCCAGCUACCUCCCCUCCUUUCCGGAACAGCUGCCUUAGCUUCAGGAACCUCGAGUACUGUAGAAAAUGCAGUUUGAAAUUCUGAAAUUGACAAAGUACUGUAAGAAUAAUUUAUAGUGAUGAGUUUUCAAAUCAACUUUUUAUUGCCUUCUCAACCAGCUGCAAAGUGUUUUGUACCAAGUGAAUUUUUUGCAAUAAUGCAGCGUGGUACUUUU
Molecule: messenger RNA, 2532 nt
Organism: Sorex fumeus (smoky shrew)
Lineage: Eukaryota; Metazoa; Chordata; Mammalia; Eulipotyphla; Soricidae
Gene: EZH2
Product: enhancer of zeste 2 polycomb repressive complex 2 subunit
Exons: 20
Coding region: 70-2316 (748 amino acids)
Biological process (GO): chromatin remodeling
Molecular function (GO): histone H3K27 methyltransferase activity; protein binding
Source: RefSeq, a predicted model, not a curated record